AUGACUGCAGAUCCAAGCAUUGUGGACCGUGCAGUACCGCUGUCGCAUUUGAACCACUACGAAGCACUGGAACUUGCAGUAUAUGGCACGCGGAUGUUCCACGCCCGCAUGACGGUGCCGCUGAUCAAGAGCGACGUAAUGAUGUUCAUCCGCAACAUGAUGGACCCCAGCGGCCGUGGUACCUACAUUAGUGCGGCUGGCCGCACAGGUACACACGAGACGUGUACCACGUCGUUGGAGCGUCUCGCGAUCAUCGAGGCUCGUACUCGCAUUUUGCAAGACGGGAGCAGCCGACACGAGAACAUUGGUGCUCGUGUGACCGCAGUACUGGAGGCGCUUAAGAUUCCCGUGUGGCUGUCCAUUCGUGGUGCACAUGGACAAGCUAUUAGUGUGGUAGUGCCUGUGGAGAAGGAGUCACAAGCCUGUGCAGCUAUUAAUGCCGAGCUAAGUGCUGAGAUCGCGUCUCACGAGGUCGAUUCCGUGAACUCGGAGUCCCCGGUGACGAUGCUGUCUGUUGUAGCAGAGGACCUUUCUAAGGUGUCGAACCAUCGGGCGAACUUUUUUGGUUCUCUAGCUGACGCUGGUAUCGAAGUGUUGGCUAUCGGUCAAGGCACGAGCUCCCGUUCCUUAAGUUGUGUCGUUCGUGGUAUUGACACAAAGGUGGCCGUGCGUCGCGUGCACGAUGCUUUCAAUGUGGACUAUCUCGUUACGAACAUUGUGCUGUUGGGCUGUAACCAUAUUGCAUUGGACGUUGUCCGUCAACUUCAGAAGCAGCAGGAGCUGUAUCGCUCUCAGCACAAGGUACGCGUGAACAUCGUUGGGUUCAACUCCAACUGCUACGACUUUGUUUAUGAUCCCAAAGGAUUUGGAUAUGAAGAACUUGUCUUGCGCUUGGAAGACUCCAAAAGCAAGAAUGCCAUGACAUCCGUGUCAUCCACGAGUGAGUCGAUGUUGUACGCUGGUGCUCCAUCGCUCGAGCAACUGAGCCAGCUGCAGGAGUUGUCGAUCCCGAUCGUGCUCGACUGUUCCGGCCAGAGUAAUACACAAGGCCUGUAUUCAGCCUGCAUCGAUCGCGGCAUUCACAUUGUCACAUCCAACGCACGCUCAGUGUGUCGCCUUCCUUCUACUCCGUCGCGUGAGAGUGUUGCCGUUACCACUUGGACCAAGGCCGGUCGUACGUUCUUCAUGUACACGUCGACUAUCGGCGCAAGUUUGCCUGUUAUUGAUACCCUUGGCAACAUCUUGCGCACGGGUGACCGAGUGCUUAGCAUUGAGACGUCGUUGAGUGGAUCCAUGAACUUUGUUGCAAACGAGGUGAUGAAGGGCAAGAAGCUCUCGGAAGCUGUUGGGGGAGGUGCUCUGCAGAGGCUACUGCGAGCGUGA
Messenger RNA from Peronospora matthiolae, 1383 nucleotides. The record is from the annotation of a GenBank genome assembly. Lineage: Eukaryota; Oomycota; Peronosporomycetes; Peronosporales; Peronosporaceae.